Messenger RNA from Macrosiphum euphorbiae (potato aphid), 525 nucleotides. Lineage: Eukaryota; Metazoa; Arthropoda; Insecta; Hemiptera; Aphididae. The record is from the annotation of a GenBank genome assembly.
AUGGAAAAAAUAAAAAAACCGUUCCUCAACAAGAGGAAGUUAAUCGAGAAGAAACGUAGUGCACAUACGAAAGAUUUGAUCGAAACAUUAAAUGAAUUUACCAUAAAUACACAACUUGCUCUGCUCGAAGAUGCGUUUACAUCAUACAUAGGUAUACAUGAGCAGUUGGCCGAUCCAGAUGAAGAUGGUCAACAAGAGCACAUAGACAAGCUGAUGGAAGUGUCUAACACAUAUGUUACACUGAAGGCCGAUUUCUUGGAAUCAUUGUCUAAUCUAACGAUCGGUGAAGACAGGCAAACUAUUCAACAGAACAUUCGGCUACCACCAAUCAACUUACCACAAUUUGGAGGUAAUUUAGAUGAAUGGUAUUCAUUCAAGGAUCAAUUUGAAACAAUGGUACAUAACAACAAAGACAUAAACAACACCGAAAUAAUGUACUAUUUGAAAACAAGUUUAGUAGGACAAGCUUCUACAGUUAUAUCAUCACCGCAAUUAAUUACACAGAAGCUUGGAAGUCUGUUGUAA